UCCGUUAUAAUGUGACAGUCCGGCUUCACUCCUCCUCCUCCUCUUCCUCCGUCUCUCCCACUCACGCUGCCUCUCGCAGCCACAUCUCUUCAUUACAGCUCAGCGUCUUCUCCUCUUUCCUCGUUAUCUUCCUUCAUUGUCUCAUCCUAGUUUUUUCUUUUCACGCCACAUCGACGACAUGCAGCUCACGUGAAGUCCGUCAACUUGCAGCGUGGGUUGAUGUCGAGUGAAGAAAAGCGCAGUUAAAUGUUCUGACGAGGAAUAAGAGGAGGAAAAAAAAAAAAAAAAAAAAAUAAAUAAACACGCACGUUUGCAUCCCUCGGUGAGUGCCUUGGUUUGAACGGAGCAACAGCAUGGAUCUCUCAUUCAUGGCCGCGCAGAUCCCAGUUAUGACGGGAGCCUUCAUGGACUCCUCGCCCAAUGAUGACUACAGUGGCGAGCACUCGCUCUUCAACUCCUCUGCCAGUGUCAACGCUGCUGCCUCAGCAGCCUCCGUACAUGGCCAGCAAGACGAGCAGCAGUCCAUGUCAAGUGACGCCAUCUGGCUUUGGAUUGCCAUCAUAGCCACUAUUGGAAACAUUGUGGUUGUGGGCGUUGUCUACGCCUGCACUUUCUGAUAGAAGCUAAUAAAGACAAACUUCACACUCACACAUCCUACUUUAUUUUGGACAUCUGGAAACCUGAAUGCAGCUCUGUGGACCUACACACACCUUCUCUCUUUGUCUCACCCUUCUCUCUCUCUUUCUGUUUCACACUUGGUUUUUGGAUCAGCUAGGGUCCCUGAGGCUAAGUUCUGAUACUUGACAAUGACAUAUAGACUACCACAUUUUUUUUCAUAAAAAAGGAAACAUGGGGAUUUGGUUGCAUUUGUCAUCUACAAGUACAGUUGAAUGUGACAGCGGAAGUUUGACUAGAAGCUUCUCUCUACAGCAGCCUUUUAGUUAGACAGAGAAAACAAGCCUGCUCUUUCACCCAGUAAUCUGAGACAACAAUUUUUUAGUUUAAGUUUGUUUCCAUGUUUCUUUCCAGACAACAUCUUCUAUUGUAACACAGAUAGGAGAAUGGAGGGCAGAAGAAGCUCAAGAUUGUAGUUCAGUCAGGUCAUUUUAAACAUUCACCAGUUAGUUGCAAAGUAAUUUAGGGCAGAGCUGCAUCAUUAUGUGGCUGAACACAGAAAGUGAAUGUUCAAAUAUUUAGAAAGUACUGGUGUUAUUCUCAUGUUAGACAGAGCAGAAGCCCAGGAUAUUGGACCUGUUUAUAUAGCUGAAUCAUAGUAUAGGCAGUGAUUAUUGAAGUAUUUUUUAGCCAGCUUACUGACAGAAAAAAAGAGAGCAGGAUGCUGCCUAUGUUUCAACCAUGUCACAAAAGGUGAUUAUUUUACAAUCAUCCCCACAGUAAUAGCUAACAAGGAUUGUUAGAAAAUUUGAACGUAUUGUAUUGUCUGUUUACUUAUGGUGAGAUAUCUACAGAUGUAUACAAAAUAGAAUUAGAAGCACAACUUAUCUAAACCCGUGUAGACUUCUUUACCUCUUCAUAAUAUUUUCAUAACUUUUUUCUCUGUAAAUCCAGCUUGUUAAGGACCUCGGUUAUAACUGUGAAGUAACAUCUUUAGCUACAGAAGAUGAAACUUUCCGAUAUUACAGAUUUGUACGGACAAAUAUGGAAAAACAGAAAAUGCUUGUGAGUGUGUGUGAGUAAGUAAUAUAAUAUAAACCAGAACCUGAGUGAACUUUGCGACAGAUGCAAACUAAUAAGUGCUGGAAGGAUGUCAGAUUUUAUACACCAGUUAGUUACUCGUUAAGACAUGUUAAACCUGGAACUCAAUGUUUUCCCAGCCUGUAUGAGUUAGAGCAUGUUGGAGCUGCCACAGAUAAUGCAGUCAUGUUGAAUUUUGCCCCUCAUUCUUUAUCAGUGUGGAUAUUAAAUAUGCUCUAGAGCAGCCACACAGCUUGUGUGAAGCCUAGCUGCUAUUAUUGCCUUUAUUUAGGGCAACCUCUGUCUGUGUACACAUCUGUUACUUGUCACUGUAGAGACACUCACAUGUGGCAAAGAGCACUGAGGGAGACUACAAAAGUGCUUCCUUAAUGCGACUUCUUUUGUUGCUACUCUAAAGAUGUAGCACUUUAUGUUUGGCAACAAGUAAGACUGCAACAUAUAAGGUCUAUAGCUAUAGUCUGGAUAUGCAAAAAUAAAGGCAUCAAGCGUAUCAAGCUGUAGCAGCUUGUCAUGAAAGGGCCUCCCAGAUGGCAUAGGACACAUGGGGCUGAUUUUCACAUGUUGGGAAUGAGCAAAAAUAGUGAAAUCAUUCAGUUCCCUGUUGUUAAAUGAAAGAGUGAAGUCCACAUAAGAAACACAGUGAAGCUUAUAGUAAUGUUAUUAGAUUAGCUGAUUAGCUGAAGGGUUGCAACUUAUGGAGAACUGUUAUUCACAAUACUGUCCUUGUUAAAAUGCAUUCUUAUUCCAAACUUGUCACACUCCCUGCACCUUAGCUUGAGUUACACUUAUAACCCAGCUGGAUCAUUUGAUUAGAUUACAUUCCUUACUCCAUUACACAGCAAGGGGUUUUAGUUUAAUGGUCUAGGUUUGUCAGGUGGUAUGUCCUUAAUGGGUAGUAAUAUCAGGCUUUUCAGGCUAACCUGAUACACUAUAGAUAGUGUUUGAUGCAUCAUGUUAAAGUAAUCUGAUUUCUUUUUUUGUGGUAACCAGUAAUGUUGCGUUUUAGUUUUGCAAUUUAAGUAAUCUAUUACUUGUUACUUUCUCAAAUGAGGACCACUGUAAAUUAAACAAAAGCCUGCAGUUAACAAAGCUCUGUACAUUACAUCUCUGUUGGAUGCUGUAUUUUUCUUUUACAAAUGACAUGCAAACUAGUUAUUGUUAGUUUCUUUUUCUUUCUUGUACUAUGUGUUUCUGGUAUUUCCUGGUAAAAGCUCAGGAUGACUAUGGAGCAUGGGCAGAGCUUUUAGGCCUAAUUUAGUCCUGUUAAACAUAAACAUGCAUGAGUAAUGAGAUUGCCAACUGCAAUAUUCAAAUGUGUUAGUCUAACUUUGACAGCUUUGAUUUGGGAUGAUUUCAGCUGGAUUAUUGUUUUUUCUCUCUUUAAGAUGGUGUAAAUGAACUGACAUUUGGUCAGAUUUCAACGCACAAGUACACCUUUACUCUUCCUUUCUGACAUACAAUGAACUUCUCCACAACUGCACAUUACCUUCAGCAGUGGUAGGUGACACACCAGCUGCUUUAAUGGUAGCCAUUGAUGUAAAAUGACAUUCCACAGUGUUGGCUUAUAAACAAGUUGAUAAGGAGGUUGGAUGGAAGGAUGAGGAUAGUCACUCAAUUCUCAAAUAUUUGGCUUUUGAUCAAGUUUAGCCUUGAGAUGACAAUUUUUCACGUCCCUUUUCUCUUUAUUUUAGCACUCCUCUCUAUGUGUCACUGUAACGUAUACCCAAAAUUUCUAAAAAUAACACUUUAUGGGUAGACUUUGCAUUUAAAAUGUGCUGUGUUUUGGCCCAUGUGACAAGUUGAGAACGGGUUUGUGAAAGUGUGUGUGUACUAGCUGCUGCAGUUAGUCAUCAUACAACAGGUAAGAAGUGAGUGAAGUGAAACUCUACUUUUGGAAGCUGGAGGUCACUUUCUCUGCGUGUAAUACAGAUCUUGUGCUAAAUGUGACCCAAGGAUGAUCUUACAGCCAAAGAUGCAACUCAUGUUUUUCCAGUGAAACAAACUAUACAGCCCAGUGUAGCCACCCAAAUUAAAUGGCUGGCAGGCUUUAAUCUGUGAUGUCUGUGCUUUGCUGUGUACCAGGUGCCAGUUGAACUAUAAAGAUAAAGUGGAUAAAAUUAAUUUAUAUAUAAUACAAGUUCAAAAUCAGGAAGUUGUUUUAUAUGUCAAAUCUUUACUCACACCAUAAUUGAAGUUGGAGCGAAAUAGACUAUAGUUUCUUUUGCAAUAAAUGUUUCUCUUGUGACUUACAAAAUAAUUACAAGUAGGCUAUAACGUUAUAACCCUGUCUUGUAAACACCAUAUAUGUUCAAAUGUCCAUACACUAGAAAGAAAAGGAAACAGAUGCAGGACCUUACUGUAUCUAUUGUAUCACGUAAAAAGAAAUUCAGCCCAUGUGUUCUGGGUGUACUUUUGCAUUGUUUAAAGAAGGACUUUUAAAGCCUGUUAUUUUUAAUAAAUGGUUGAUGUAGAAAUAUUUAGACAUGUAAACCACAUACACAAUGCUCCUUUUGUAAAGACAUAUUAUACUAUUAAAGUUUCUGUAUUAAUGCAAAUUGAUUUUCUCUGACUAUAGAUGAACAUGUCAUUAUAACGUGAUAAAGAGUCAAGUGAAGUGUGGAAAGCUUGGCUUUUUAAGCUUUUAAAUUUUGUACUCAGUGGUUAAUAAUACAAUGAAGUGUUUUAUUUGGCCUGCUAUUGCUCUUUGUGGAACCAACCUUCUGGUAUUUCGCCAGUAGCUGCUAAGCCAUGAGGUGAAAUUGAUGCUAAGCUCAAAUGGUGCCAUCUGUCAUUUUGACACAGGCCCUGGUUGUUUAGAAAUCACCUGGAUUUACCUUUCUGUGCACUUCUGCGCUGUUCCAUCCCCUUGUCAGUGGUAAUAACUUGUUCUGCUGAACAAACAGGAGGACCUUGCUGAAAUGUUCAUAUUUUGGAUUUAAAUAAAUGAUAAUAUAUUAAA
Molecule: messenger RNA, 4675 nt
Organism: Melanotaenia boesemani (Boeseman's rainbowfish)
Lineage: Eukaryota; Metazoa; Chordata; Actinopteri; Atheriniformes; Melanotaeniidae
Exons: 2
Coding region: 354-617 (87 amino acids)
Source: RefSeq, a predicted model, not a curated record